AAUUAUAUUUCAAAUUGUUCGCGGGUUUCUUUGUUUCUGAUUUGUCUAGAUAUUCAAUGAAUGAACCGACAAAAAAAAUCAAAUUUGUCCUAAGUAAUAUGGCCUCCUCAUAUAACCAACUCUAUGCGCGUACGUGUCCUAAGUCCAUGUGUCUAAUAUAGACAAAGCAUACAAAAUAAAAGACUACUGGGUUUGCAUCCUUAUUUUUGGUUACGAAGAAUAUACGAACCAAUAAGAGCUGACAUGCGCAGAAUAAACAACGCUCGUCGUUUAAUAAGUAUAAUAUUCCGCGAAAGAAAUAAUAGUUGCCCAAUUGACUUUAGCGGUGCCAGUGUGGCACUAAAAGUUGUUUCGUCGUACGCUCGGAGGUAUUCACGUGUCAAAGCGCACACGUCGAUGCACUCCGUGGGGUGAAGUGAGCUGUCACACCUGUUCAUUACUCCAAAGACUACAUAUUGAAUCGAACGUAUAGUGACUGAAUAGUGUUUCGUUCAUUAUUCCUUUAUUUCAAGUUUUAUUGCGAUACUUUUGAUAAAGGAAAAGCAGCAGAAAUGGCACCAAAACAAAGAAUGCGCAUCGCUAAUGAAAGAGCCACAAAAAACAUUACACUUCGUGGGAAUGUUCCAAAAUCAUCGAAACCACAAGAUGAUGGAUCUCCAAUCGGACCAUGUUUGCUAGCACUUUUCUUGUUUGUCGUAUGUGGAUCUGCCGUAUUUCAAAUAAUUCAGAGUAUUAGAAUGGCAUAAGGAAAUUAUCAAAUGAGAAGUCAAGAAAUGUUGCUGUUACUGUUAAUACAAAAAUAUGUCUAUACUUUAUUGGUAUACAAACGAGAUUAACAGACUGUUUUAUUGCAUAAAAAUAUUGGCGCUGUAAGAUUAUUAAUGCAAAUUUGAAUUCAAAUUUCCACAGAAUAUCUUUUUUUAUUUGCUAUGUUUCAAGAGGAUUAUUUAUAAAAAUUUAGCAUUUAUAAACAUUUCAUUGAAUUGUAGUAUAUAUCGAUGAAAGAAAAUUGCGUUUAAUAUAUUUUAUUUAGAACUUAUAAACAAAUUAUUAGAUAUUUAAUAUGAUUUUUUAAAGAUCUCUAUUGCAUUGCUUCCUGUAACAGUGACUUUUACUCCUGAUUCCAUAAGAUAGGUAAAUUCUUUCAUCGAUAUAUACUUAGUAAAUAAUUGUAUAUAUACAUAAUCAAUUUAUUGUAUCGAUUUAUUAAUCAAAGCAUUCCACUGUAAGCAGUUGGUAGCUUUUGGUUGUCUAUAUAUUUUAGAGGCCUUAAGAAUAUAAGUCAUUAAAUAUGUAAAAAAAUA
Megachile rotundata (alfalfa leafcutting bee) is the source of this 1304-nucleotide messenger RNA. RefSeq names its product stress-associated endoplasmic reticulum protein 2. Gene Ontology annotation, cellular component: endoplasmic reticulum. NCBI's taxonomy places the organism in Eukaryota, Metazoa, Arthropoda, Insecta, Hymenoptera, Megachilidae. The record is from RefSeq and is a predicted model, not a curated record. Gene Ontology annotation, biological process: endoplasmic reticulum unfolded protein response.